Cucurbita pepo subsp. pepo (vegetable marrow) is the source of this 1616-nucleotide messenger RNA. RefSeq names its product zinc finger CCCH domain-containing protein 20-like. Lineage: Eukaryota; Viridiplantae; Streptophyta; Magnoliopsida; Cucurbitales; Cucurbitaceae. The record is from RefSeq and is a predicted model, not a curated record. Gene Ontology annotation, molecular function: metal ion binding.
UAGACAAGGGAGGGCGUUGUCUGAUACUGCAACUGCAACCCACUAUCGUGUUUUUCCGGCUGACGAUAUGAUUAUCGGUGAACGCCACCGCCCUGGUCCGGUGGUUCACAUCACUCCUUUGACGAUACCGGAGGAGCCUGCAAGCGAGACGCGGUUUCCUUAUCCUCUGAGCGGAAUCUCGGUGAGUUCUGAUGGAAAUGGCAAUGGUGGCGAUUACUCUUCCUAUUAUCUGAAGGAAGCUCUAGCGGCUCUCCAGCGAUAUACGAACGAGUCGGAGAUUGAAUCGGAUUCGGAAUUAUCCGGGCGGGAAUCGGACGUUCCGGUGGAUGCGUACUCGUGCGAUAAUUUCCGGAUUUUUGAGUUUAAGGUGAGGAAGUGCACGCGAGGACGGUCUCAUGAUUGGACGGAGUGUCCGUUUGCACAUCCAGGUGAGAAGGCUCGCCGGAGAGAUCCGAGGAAGUAUCAUUACUCUGGUACGGCUUGUCCCGACUUUCGUAAAGGUAGCUGUAAAAAAGGGGAUUCGUGUGAGUUUGCUCAUGGUGUAUUCGAGUGUUGGCUCCAUCCUGCUCGUUACAGGACGCAGCCGUGCAAGGACGGGACGAACUGUCGACGGAGGGUCUGUUUCUUCGCCCACACUCCUGAACAACUUAGGGUUUUGCCUCAGCAGAGCCCGAGAAGCGCGUACUCCCCCGAGCCGUUCGAUGAAUCUCCUGUACGGCAGUGUUUGGAUGGAUCCUGUGCCAAAUCGCUGCCGUUUCUGUCUUCUCCGGUGUCUGUAUCACCGUCGGCGACUCCAGUAGACUCCCCACCGUUAUCUCCCAUGACUCGAUCCCUCGGCCGAUCUCUUGGCUCGAGCUCCAUUAAUGAAAUGGUCGCAUCUCUCCGGAACUUGCAUCUGAGCAAGGUCAAGUCACUACCAUCUUCCUGGAAUGUUCAGAUUGGAUCCCCUGGUUAUCCGUCUCGAAUCUGCCAUGGAUUCUGUAGCCUUCCAACAACACCAACUCGGGCUCCAACUGCUCCUGGAGUUGGGCUGCUCGACUUCUCGGACCAUGGAUUGCAGGAGGAACCAGCUAUGGAGCGAGUGGAAUCAGGAAGGGAGCUGAGGGCGAAGAUGCUAGAGAAGCUGAGCAAGGAAAAUUCUCUGGACCUGGUGGAUUCAAGCUCUUCAGCUUGCACACCAGACGUUGGAUGGGUAUCAGAGCUGCUGAAGUGAGUAUGGAAAUCAAACUUUUGGUUGGUACAAUCGGGUUAUUCUCUUAAUCACAAUUCAAUUCUGAUUUGAAGAACAAAUUAGCCUAAGCCAAGCCUUUUGGUUCAUAUGUAAAUACAGAAUGGGAGGCAGCCCAGCUGAAACUGGAGGAGUAUAGGAUUUAAUUUUUACGCAUGUAAGGCUUAAAUAUGUGUAUAUAUUGCUCUGUUUUUUAGGUUUUGAGGUGGGUUGAAAGAAUUUAGAAACUAUAUUUUGAUGGAGAAGAACAGAAAUCCGUCUUGACUUAAUGUAUAGGUAUGGUUACUGGAUGAUCCGUAGGAUCAUGGCCUCUCUGAUCAUUUGUGAUUAUAUUGCAAGUUAAUGUUCUUAAUGCAAUUAUGUGGAUGAAUUUGGGUCGUUUCUAUCC